This is a messenger RNA of Xiphias gladius (swordfish), 1576 nucleotides long. It is a transcript of the gene fam117ba, whose product is annotated as family with sequence similarity 117 member Ba. The coding region runs from base 1 to 1239 and encodes 412 amino acids. The transcript is spliced from 9 exons. The record is from RefSeq and is a predicted model, not a curated record. NCBI's taxonomy places the organism in Eukaryota, Metazoa, Chordata, Actinopteri, Istiophoriformes, Xiphiidae.
AUGGUAGGCGUGGGAACGGGUGGCAUGCACUCCCACAACAGCGGGGUGCGCUGGUCAAGGCCCCUGCCAAAUUUAGCUCCGGGACCAGCGCUGCCAGUCGGUGCCGCACUGCAUCAGUGGCCUCAACCCACCACAGCUCUCUGCGGUUCUCCUGCGUGCCCUCUGGUGUCCCCCCUCCCUCCCUCUCUGAGCUCUCUGCUCCUCUUUCUCCUCUCCGUCUCCCGCCAUCGCGUCCAGCUGUGGCCCUCGCAGGGCGCGCUCGCUGGCUCUCACCUGACAGGUCCCUGGCCUCAGGACGACAGCCAGCACCAACACGUUCCCUACAUGAGGGACAAAGCGACGCAGACCCCCCGGGCCUGGGCAGAUGAGAGGAGGAGGGGCUCUCACAAACGCUCGGCCUCCUGUGGGAGCACCGACCAGCUCAAGGAGAUUGCAAAACUGCGUCAGCAGCUCCAGCGCAGCAAACGCAGCAGCCGCCAUCGGAGGGAUAAAGACCGGAAGUCCCCGUUCAAUGGCAGCCAUACCAUCAUCCAGUCGCAGUCGCCCAUGCCCAAAACCAUCCUGAUACCCAUCCCUAUAUCCAAGUCAUCGGCGCCUCGUUUCCGCAACAGCGUGGAGGGCCUCAACCAGGAGAUAGAACGCAUCAUUAUCCGAGACACCCCUGAGAAGGACGAGACCAUUGUCCCACAGGACAUCCCAGAUGGGCACCGCGCACCCCCACCUGUCCCCCCGCAGCGCAGCAGCAGCACCCGCAGCAUCGACACGCAGACACCCUCAGGGGGCGGCCUGAGCGGUAACCACAGCAACUGCAGUAGCCGUCCGGACUCCAUCUCGCCCUCCUACCUCACCGUCCUCAAUGACACGAGUGGAGGCAGCCCCUAUGAGGACAAAGAGCUGGGCCCCUGCUCCCCGCUGCCUAAGUAUGCUGCCUCUCCCAGACCUAACAACAGCUACAUGUUCAAGAGAGAACCCCCAGAGGGCUGCGAGAAGGUCAAAGUGUUCGAGGAGUCCAUGCCCAAGACUCUGCAGGAGAUCCCUCCCUUCCUGUGUCCCGACCGCAACAAGGUCAACUUCAUCCCCAACAGCGGCUCUGCCUUCUGCCUCGUCAGCAUCCUCAAGCCCUUACUCCCCGCCCCGGACCUCAGCUUCCGCCCCGGGGUGGGCCUGCGAAGCCUGUCCCCGUCCCUCGUGCCUCUGUCCACCCAGCCCUGCCUCCUGGAGGAGCCCGAGAGCUUCUGACGAGGCUCCGAAGUCGCCACAAAACCCCAGAACGACCACCCACUAGAUCAGAAAAAAACAUUGGAAACUAGGAAACAACCCUUCAGCUCCAAAAAAUGCCUUCAGCAUGCCAGCUAAGCUCUCUCUGAUGUCCUUACCUUGUUGAAAAAGUGCUUCCCACUGCCUCUCCUCCUCAGACAACUACACCGUGAGAGUCCUGCAGCCCCGUGCGGGUGUUUGCAGCUAGCAUUUCAUCGCUUUCUUCUACCUUUAGUGCUGGUUAUGUUCCUGGUUUUUGGGAGGAAAAGGGUAAAAGGACAGACUCUUUUAUUUCAUCGUAUUAUACCAUGGCGCCUUU